Molecule: messenger RNA, 1361 nt
Organism: Capra hircus (goat)
Lineage: Eukaryota; Metazoa; Chordata; Mammalia; Artiodactyla; Bovidae
Gene: FNDC11
Product: fibronectin type III domain containing 11
Exons: 1
Coding region: 306-1307 (333 amino acids)
Molecular function (GO): protein binding
Source: RefSeq, a predicted model, not a curated record
UCAGCCCUUCCCUGUGUCAUCACAAAAGACCAUCACUAGAGUGUCGGCCCUACAAUGUCCACUUUUAUCCAGAUCUGCAGCCUGCCCACCUGGCCCUCCAAGCAGCCUCUGUCCAGAGAGAUGAGCCCUCCUCACAAGCCUCCUCCCGCUCCCACCCCCACCCCCGGAGGCCAGAGAGCCCAGCAUGGGGGCCAGUGGGACUGAAGUCACACACAAACACUGCCCUGAGUGGGCCCCGGGUGGGCAGCAGAGGCCAGUCUGAGCAUUCCGUUCACGUCCUGCCCUCCACCCCCUGCUCCUAGACUAUGAACUUCCAGGUGACAGGCCUGGGCCUGGACAAAAUGAAGCUGGACAGUCCCCAGUCCUUCCUGGACCAGGAGGAGGUAGAGGAGGCCGAGGAUGGGCAGCUGCUGGAGCCCGAGGCUUGGCGAACCUAUGUGGAGCGCCGCAACACUCUGCAAGAGUUCCUGACCUCAGACCUGAGCCCCCACUUGCUCAAGCGCCACCACGCCCGCAUGGAGCUCCUGAAGAAGUGCUCCUACUACAUUGAGAUCCUCCCCAAGCACCUGGCUCUGGGCGACCAGAACCCACUGGUGCUGCCCACCACCAUGUUCCAGCUCAUUGACCCAUGGAAGUUCCAGCGCAUGAAGAAGGUGGGCGCUGCCCAGACCAAGAUCCAGCUCCUGCUGCUUGGGGACCUGCUGGAGCAGCUGGACCAUGGCCGCUCCGAGCUGGAUGCCCUGCUCGAGUCGCCAGACCCUCGGCCCUUCCUGGCAGGGUGGGGGCUCGUGGAGCAGCGCCUGGCGGACCUGUCGGCUGUCAUGGACAGCUUCCUGGCCAUGAUGGUGCCGGGGCGCCUACACGUCAAGCACCGCCUAGUGUCUGACAUUGGCGCCACCAAGAUUCCCCACAUCCGGCUCAUGCUGAGCACCAAGAUGCCCGUCAUGUUUGACCGCAAGGAGUCGGUGGCCCACCAGGACUGGGUCAGCCUGCGCUGGUUUGUCACCAUCCAGCAGGCUGUGCCAGAGCAGUUUGAGCUGCGCUACAAGCUGCUGGACCCACGGACACAGCAGGAGUGCAUGCAGUGUGGCAUUAUCCCCGUGGCCGCCUGCGCCUUUGACAUCCGAAACCUGUUGCCCAACCGUGCCUACAAGUUCACUGUCAAGAGGGCGGAGAGCUACACGCUGGUGUAUGAGCCCUGGAGGGACAGCCUCACCCUGCACACCCGACCAGGGACCCCUGAAGGGCCCGCCCCCAGUAGGCUGGGCAAGCUGGGCUCGUCCCUGAUCGCACCUUCCGAGAGAUGAUUUUCUAGUAUUUAUCCACUAAUAAAGAGGAGUAUAAACACACAUACACAAUUA